AUGGCAUACAUCUGGCUGCUGCUGUUGUCUUCAGUGGCCUGUGUACCCGAGAAGCACAAGAGGUCCCCCCUGAACCAGCUGACCCGGACCCUGCUGCGGGGCUACGACUCGGGGGUCCGGCCCGUGCAGAACUGGACCAGCCCAACCGUGGUCUACAUAGACCUCAUCCUGCAGUCCAUCCUCAACGUGGAUGGAAAAACCCAGAGCCUUACCACAUGUAUUUGGUACAGACAAAUCUGGACAGAUGAGUUCUUGGUGUGGGAUCCUGAGGAGUUUGAUGGAAUCACUGAGAUCUCGCUGUUGUCAGAUGCCAUCUGGGUACCUGAUGUUAUCGUCAGUGAAUUCGUGGAUGAGGGAAAGUCCCCUCCUAUCCCCUACGUCUACGUCAACUCCUCUGGGCUCGUGAAGAAUUACCGGCCCAUCCAGGCUGUGCUGGCCUGCAAACUGGAGCUAUACGCCUUCCCGUUCGACAAGCAGAACUGCACCCUCACCUUCCGCAGCUGGCUCCACUCAGUGCAGGAACUAGACCUGGCCCUGUGGAGGAGUGCCGAGGCCAUCGCCAGCGAGCAGACAGAGUUCAUGAACGACGGGGAGUGGGAGCUGCUGUCCAUCCCCUCUCACUACUGGCAGCUCCAACAGGCUGGGGGGGAAUACGCUCACAUUCAGUUCAAUGUGCUGAUCAGGCGACGGCCGCUGCUGUACGUGGUGGGUCUACUCAUCCCCAGUAUCUUCCUCAUGUUGGUGGAUGUCAUGAGCUUCUACCUGCCCAUCAACAGCGGCACACGCGUCACCUUCAAGACCAGCACUCUCCUGGGAUACACCGUCUUCAGAGUCAACCUGAUGGAUGAGCUACCUGCCACCGCAGUCACUACUCCGCUCAUAGGGGUGUUCUUUGCGGCCUGCAUGGCCUUGCUGAUGCUGAGCCUUGCCAAGUCCAUCCUGGCCAUCAAGCUGCUGCACCACGGGGAGACGGAGGUGCGGCAGAUGUCGGUGUCGGCCCAGCUGCUGGACCGCUACGGCUCCCUGGGCCAGAGCUUUGCCGAGAGCAUCUUCACCACCGCCUCCACCAGGACGCUGGAUGACCUCGCCCUGCAGGCGUCAGGAAGCUUUGGUUUCGACCGCCUCCCGCCCCGAGAGAGUCCCGUGCUGUCCCUGGAGGAUCUGUGGGAAGGUCUGAGCUCCAGGCUGGACUGGAUCCUCCAGGACCUGCUCUGCCUGCGCCUCGCCCUCGCCGAGGGGGAGAGCGAGGACGUGGCCCAGGGCAAGUGGCUGGUGCUCUGCUCCAAGGUGGACCGUGUCCUGUUCCGGGUGUACCUGUUCAUCCUGGUCCUGUACACCUCCACUCUGGUGCUGCUCUGGCUCAGCUGGGGCCUGGCCUGA
This is a messenger RNA of Gadus chalcogrammus (walleye pollock), 1380 nucleotides long. RefSeq names its product 5-hydroxytryptamine (serotonin) receptor 3B (gene htr3b). Gene Ontology annotation, biological process: signal transduction; regulation of membrane potential; monoatomic ion transmembrane transport. The transcript is spliced from 9 exons. NCBI's taxonomy places the organism in Eukaryota, Metazoa, Chordata, Actinopteri, Gadiformes, Gadidae. Gene Ontology annotation, cellular component: neuron projection; postsynaptic membrane; synapse. The record is from RefSeq and is a predicted model, not a curated record. The coding region runs from base 1 to 1380 and encodes 459 amino acids. Gene Ontology annotation, molecular function: extracellular ligand-gated monoatomic ion channel activity; transmembrane signaling receptor activity; neurotransmitter receptor activity.